This is a messenger RNA of Emiliania huxleyi CCMP1516, 800 nucleotides long. RefSeq lists its product as hypothetical. NCBI's taxonomy places the organism in Eukaryota, Haptophyta, Isochrysidales, Noelaerhabdaceae. The transcript has 3 exons. Gene Ontology annotation, molecular function: phenylpyruvate tautomerase activity. Bases 6 to 485 code for a protein of 159 amino acids. The record is from RefSeq and is a predicted model, not a curated record.
CAAAAAUGCGCACUGCCCUCCUCGCAUGCCUCGCCUCGACAGAGGCCCUGCUGAUCUCUCCGUUUCGCGUCACCUCAUCCGCUGGCCGUGGAUCCGUCAAGGCGGCGGCCUGCGACUCCGAGGCAAAUGACGGCGACCCGUCACUCAUUCUCACCACCAAUGUCGCGCUCAGCGACAAGGCGGCUUUCGUCAAGGCCUGCUCCGCAGCCAUCGCGACCAGCCUCUCCAAGCCCGAGGCGUACGUCGCCGUCUGUGUCACCGACGGCCACGAGGCGAUGUCCUUCGGCGGCAGCACAGAUCCGUGUGCGCUCGGCUGCGUCUACUCCAUCGGCGCCAUCAACCAGGAGAACAACGGCGCCCUCACCAAGGCCAUCUCCGAGCUGCUCGCGGCGCACGGAGCAGUGCCCGCCGACCGAGUGUACCUCAACUUCUUCGACGUGCCGCGCGCAAACUGCGGCUGGAGCGGACGGACCUUUGCCGGAUGAGAGGAGAGAAAGAGGGAGAGAGAGGGAGAGAGAGGGAGAGAGGGGCGGGCAGGUCGACGCGAGGCGGGCUCAAGGUGUCUGGCCGCCGCCGCCGCCGCGCGGCGGCGGCGUUCGGUUUGCCGGCAGGUCGGACGUCAGAGGCAGGGUGGCAUGGGACUGCGCGGGGUCGCGCGAGCCACAGUAAGCCAGAAACGCCCCAAACGGUUGCUGCCUAGCCCAACACACGAUUCACAACACACGAUUCGAGAGCCCCACCGUCGGCGUCGUGGGUGGCUAAGGUAAGCGUAAGGGCUAAGGCAAGGUUAGGUAAACUUC